AUUUCAAAACACACGCUAGAAAGCCGGCUGCAAAUAAUUUUUGAUAAAAAUCUUCAAAAACAAAUAUACGUGUAUGUAUAUAACUUUUAUACAUACAAAAUGCCAGAAAAACGUGUAGUGCCAGUGAUUUCAUCUUUGACCGAUUUAGAAAGCAAAUUAUCGGGUUAUCUUAACACCGACACACCGCUCGCCUUACUACUAGAUUACGAUGGCACACUGGUCGCACUCGCCGACAACCCAGGAAGCACAAUCCUCACAGCAAACAUGAAAAGCUUGCUCAAUAGAUUAGCCGCACAUCCGCAAAUAUUUCUAGCCAUAAUCUCGGGACGUGGCCUACGGAAUGUACAGUCAUGCUUAGCCAUACAAGGUAUCACUUAUGCAGGUAAUCAUGGCUUGGAGAUUGAGAGUGGCGAUGGUACCCGACAUGAUUAUGAGCUACCGGUAGAAAUACAAAAACACUACACGGCCAUUGUGAGGGAACUGACCGAGAAAUUGCAACGAAAUGGUGCCUGGGUUGAGGAUAAAAAGCUAUCGCUGACCUAUCAUUAUCGCGACACGCCGCCUGCUUUGGUCGAUGAGCUGAAAAAUGCGGCGAGGCAAAUAAUCGAGUCGCACGGCUUUCGGGCGAAUCAAGCGCACAUGGCAGUUGAGGCGAAACCGCCGGUGAAUUGGAAUAAAGGUGAAGCUGCGCUGCUCAUAUUAAAGAACCAAUUCGGCAUUAAUUGGUCGCAGAAAAUAAAAGUGAUCUUUGCUGGCGAUGACACAACAGACGAGGAUGCAAUGCGUUUACUGCAAGGCUCCGGCAUCUCCUUCCGUGUCUCUGCGGAUCCUGAUCUAGAGACCUACGCUGAUUUCCGUUUAGCGCGCCAGUCUGUGGUGGAAGAUCUCUUGACCUGGAUAAAUAACGUUUACACUAAAUAGUAGGGGAGAGUGUCUUGAAAGUGGGCGCGAAUGACAUACAUAUAGUGCGGCAUGUGAUGAAUUUAUUGAUAAUUUUGUACGUCCAAAGCUUUUGUAAAUAUUUGAAGUAAAUAAAAAAUAUGUAAACAAA
Ceratitis capitata (Mediterranean fruit fly) is the source of this 1051-nucleotide messenger RNA. RefSeq names its product probable trehalose-phosphate phosphatase C. NCBI's taxonomy places the organism in Eukaryota, Metazoa, Arthropoda, Insecta, Diptera, Tephritidae. The coding region runs from base 100 to 921 and encodes 273 amino acids. Gene Ontology annotation, biological process: trehalose biosynthetic process. The record is from RefSeq and is a predicted model, not a curated record. The transcript is spliced from 5 exons. Gene Ontology annotation, molecular function: trehalose-phosphatase activity.